Rotaria socialis is the source of this 822-nucleotide messenger RNA. The record is from the annotation of a GenBank genome assembly. NCBI's taxonomy places the organism in Eukaryota, Metazoa, Rotifera, Eurotatoria, Philodinida, Philodinidae.
AUGAUUUCGAAUAUUUAUCCAUCGAACCGUAUUGUCUCUACGAAUCAAUGUUGUAUUUGCCAACAAGCUUUUCUAUUUGGUGCAUUAGUUCUUCGUUAUAGUGAUAUUGGCACUAGGACGUAUAUGUAUUAUCAUCCAACAUGUUUACAAUGCAUAAAAUGUCAGAGAAAAUUUUUGAAAGACGAUAAAAAUUUUUUUAAUAUGAUUUAUUAUUCUGGAAAAUUUCGUUUUGAUCAAGUUCUAUGCGAUCAAUGUAGAUUGAACAUUUUAACAAAACAUCCAUUAGAAGAAGAAACUUUCGUGAAAGAAAAAAGUAAUAAAACAAAUUCAUACAGAUCAUUUAAUAAAGCCGAUGUACACGAUUAUGGUCAAUUAUUAUUUGAACGUUUUACGCAUCGAUAUAAAGUUGACCAUCAAGAAAUUGAUUUAAAAACCGAUGAUGACAAUUAUCAUGGAUCCUGUUAUGGUCACGAUGUCAUUGAUAUCAGAAAACUGAAUGGUUGUAAAAAAUCUGAUUUAAAUACGUCUUUGACAUGUUGUCAAAAGGAUUGGAGUGGCAUUGAUAAUAUAAAUAUUAAACAAUGUGUCCGCUGUCACAAGACUUUUACUCGAUUUGAUAUUUAUCAAACAUUGAAUCAUACUAAACAUUAUUGUAAUAUAUGUUGGAUAUAUCAAAAAGAAUUCGUAAUUAAAAAUGAAAAACAAUCUUCAUUUAUUCGAUGCAAUUUAUGUGGACAACUUUUGUUAGAUCAACUUACAGAUGAUAUUAUUGCGAUGAACUUUGUUCAUCCAAAGUGUUUGGAGAAACAUUUAGAUGAAUAA